This is a messenger RNA of Caenorhabditis auriculariae, 2922 nucleotides long. Lineage: Eukaryota; Metazoa; Nematoda; Chromadorea; Rhabditida; Rhabditidae. The record is from the annotation of a GenBank genome assembly.
AUGGACACCGAUGCGCAGUCUUCGUCAGAUGAAUCAUUAAUUCAGGAACAGGUAAGUCAUUAACAUUUUCAAUUAUUUGCGAAAAACUCUCGAAUUCAGAUAAGAAAACUAUAUCGAAUUUGUGACCCGCAGAGCAACAGGAUUAUUCAAAAGGUUUUUGGUGUUAAACUGUGCGUAGCAAAUAAAAAUUAUAUAAAUUUCAGGAGGAUCUCAACAAAAUCGCGGACCUUGUGCCGCGUCAGGUGCAUGAACUAAUAGCACAGAAAAUUGGGGACUCCAGCGUCACUGAAGAAGAGUUUACUGAAAUCUUAAGUAAGCAAAAUAGAACAAAAAAGCAUGAGUAUGGUAAAAAUGUUCUUGGACAAAAACAAGAAAUAUCAUUAUUAUGAAAAAAAAUCGAAACCAUCGAAGGCUUUUUCGCUGAAUAAAACAUAAAAAAAAUUAUGUCGACAGAGAUAUAAAACUCAGAAAUUAACUCAAAAAAACAUCGUUAUAUGAAUUUAGAAAAAAACCUUUAAUCAAAUCUAUUCAUAAAGUUUUUGUAAAGUCUACAAGUUCCUGAUUUUUCAGUUAAGAACGACACAGUUUUUGCGGAUACACUCCCAUACGCGCAAAAAGUUUAUAUGGUCUUUUUAACAUAACGUUAUCUCAAAAAAAAAUUUUUGUCCUUGUUUUUUUUUUUUUCAAAUGCUUUUUUUAUGUUCUAAUUAAAUAGAACUGACGGCAAAGUUGACCGGCCUAGAAUUGUCUUAAACAUGCGAGAACUGUUUUGUAUUAGUAGAUAAAAAGUUCAGUUUAUUUAGAAUAAAUUUAUUUCAAAAUAUUUACAAUAAAUUUAUUGUAAAUAUUUUAACAGUCGAACGAAAAUAACAGUUAAUAUUUAUAUAGAAUUUUUUUGAGUAUUUUUUUCCAUCAGAAUUACUUUUUAUUGUUGGCUUUCCGCCCUUGGCUAAUUAUCUCUGCACGCGUAAUUUAAUAUGAAGCACCUCAUUUUACGCAUCAUAAUUUUUUGGUUUUUUUUUUCCAGAGUCAAUUGUCAGUCCAAUCGAUGUGGAAUUUUCGCACAGUGUAAGUUCUUGUUUGAAGUUUCAUUGAAAGUUUCGUUCUUAGGAUAAAGUUGUCGAUGAUAAGCCUAAUCUGUAUGAGCAAGUCAUGAAAGAGCCAAACUUGGCCGAUGAAUUAGCCGAGCUCGAGAAGUCGCCGGCAGACGAUCCGCUAACGCAAAUGUUGCGGUAAGAAGUGCAAUUUUCGUUUAAAUCAAAGAAAAUUUCCAGCGAUUGUUUGGAAGAAGAUCACAACUUUCAAAAAUUGGCUUACACGACGAACGGCGAACCUUUUCAAAGGUUUCGGACAAAAAAAUUUUCUGUUCUUUAGCCAAAAAAAGUUUUCUUUUCAUCAAUUUUGUUUUUUUUUUUAGUCAGUCAUUCCUCCCAAACGACAUCAACGGCUUACAAACCAUCCGCGAAACUGCCGAAGUUCAAAUAAACGUAACCAUUUUUUCAUUUGGUUAAAUUGAACUUUUUUUUUCAAGAAACCUCUCUAUCGACCAAUCCAACCAGAGUUUGGUGCGAAAAUCACAUCACUGGCCGAUGUUCGUGACACCUUUUUAUUCAUUCCAUUACUUUUUCAUUUUUCAGGAGCUUUGCGCCGCCGAAAAACGUGAGGAAGUGGAAGAGGUGACUAAAUGGCGAGAAACCGGGAAAAAGGGCAAAAUUACAGGAAAUUCAACAGUUUUCGACGCCCGAUCGUAUUUUCAAAGUAGUUUUUGUUGGAGAUUCAGCAGUGGGCAAAACUUGCUUUCUUCACAGGUAAAAAAGAUCAUUCAAUCUCUUCUUUCUGAAAAAAGGAGACUUUUUUCAAUAAGAAACCUUCAAAAAAAAACUGUUAGAAUGAAUAAAAAAUGAACUUUUUUUACUCAAAAUUGACCCAAAUGUUAGUAGACGUCCGAAAAAAGGGAUUUUCAUCAGUUUUAGCUUUGGGGGGCACUCUUAUCAGAACUAUUAGCCCUCUUUUCAGAUUCUGCCACAAUCGUUUCAAACCGCUCUUCAAUGCCACUAUUGGCGUCGAUUUCACCGUAAAAACAAUGAGAUUAUCGACGAAUCGGUCCAUCGCCAUGCAACUUUGGGACACGGCCGGUCAAGAAAGGUGGUUAAAAAAUCGAAAAUUGUUCUUUAACUUACGUUUAAAAAAACGUUUUCAGAUUCCGCUCAAUAACCAAGCAGUACUUUCGGAAAGCCGACGGCGUCAUUCUGAUGUUCGACGUGACGUCAGAGCAGAGUUUUCUGAACGUCCGCAAUUGGAUCGACUCUGUCAAGGCCGGCGUCGAUGAACGGAGCGUCAUGUGUCUGGUUGGCAACAAGGUUUAGUUCAGGCGAAUUUCGAUCUUGAUGAAGAAAAUUAUAGGUUGAUUUAUUCGGCAGUGAUACCGCAAGGAGUUCAGUUUAUCGAGCUGGAGAGAAGUUGGCGAAGGUUAGGCCAAACGAUAUAUUUUCAAUAAUUUGUUGACGAAGGCUGGUCUGAAAUUGGAAAAAAACUGGCUCGUCAGGAAUUUUUCAUAUCUGGCUUGAAAUUUUUCGGCUUUUCUUUUAAUCAAAUCUGAACAACCUAAGCGCAAUAUCAACCAGAGACAACUCUGAGAUGAAACUUUUUAAAUUUUUUAAAAUUCGAAAAAAAAAAGAAUAAAAGCCAUCAAAACUCGAAUUUUGAGGAAUUCGGGAUGCCGUUCUGCGAAACGAGCGCCUACACUGGUUAUGGCAUUGAGAACUGCAUGAAAGAAAUGGCUGAGUGAGUUUUUUCCAGUUUUCAUUUUCGUAGUUUUCCUGUUGCAGACGACUCCAAAAACGAGAGGACGAUCAUCUGGAAGAAGCUCUUCGAUUGGAGAUUGAUCCGCCCGUCAAGAAACGCAGCUGGUGCUGUGUAUGA